ACAAGCUCAAGCCAUUUAGACAAUGAGCAAUCAGUAAUUAACUCGAUGUUCAAAGAAAACGUCAAAAAUUUCAGCAAGGAACGAGAAUCGAAACAUCAAGUGCUAUUCUCAGGUCUUAACAACAAAAUGAAGAAGAAAAGAUCUAGGACCAAAAUUCCCAAUAAGCCAAGCCAGAGAGUUUUAUCGUCAGCAGCUGCUUCUAAAAAGAACAUUCGAAACCCUUCACUUCACAGAGCUAGAGCAGAGUCGAAAAAGAGAGGUAGGAGAGCUUUCAAUAACUCUGAAUUUGACACCAACGAAGCCAAGCAGAAGUCAGUAUCCAGACAAAACUCUAAGCAAUAUCAUGACUCAAGUCGGAACAAUGAAAUGAAGAGAAAUACAAGAGAAGCUAACAAAAAGUUUGAAUAUUAUUCCUUGCUUAGUAAGAAGAACACUGGAUCGAAGAAGAAGCUCGGAAUGCAAGCUAAUAAUCUCAGGAAUAAGACAGAUAGCCAGUCUAUGAGGAUCAAUAAUUCGGUGCCAAAUAGUGCCAAGCCAGAGAAAGAGGAAACUAAAGAUAAGUCCAAAGAGGACAUUGAUGCCUUAGAGCAUCUUAAUUAUAUGAAUGCAUGAGCAAGAAUGGAUCUUAUUAACGCUAACAACAAGCUUAUGAACCUACAUGUACUUAAAUAAAUACAUGAAAGCAAGCAAUACAACCAAGGAUAACAACAAGUCUAUGGAUUUUACAAUGACUUUCAAGUCAGAUUUCAGCUUAGGUGUAAAGAAAAAUCAAAAAGGAGGUAGAAAAGGGGCUAGUAACACUAGACAGAACAACCGACCCAAAGAAACUGGCCUAGACAAUAAUAUACUUCAGGCACAGUAUUCUUUUUCAAAUAUCCUACAAGAUAACCCAGCGACAUUAAAGAAAAAUGCUUCAGAUGGAUUUUAUCUUCAAGUGAAUCAAGCCAUGGAGUCUGUGCUUCCAUAUGAAAGCAAGAUUCUCUGUGAGAGCUCUCAAUAAAUAUAAUUUUAUCAGUUUCAGCCAAACAAAAA
Messenger RNA from Moneuplotes crassus, 1032 nucleotides. NCBI's taxonomy places the organism in Eukaryota, Ciliophora, Spirotrichea, Euplotida, Euplotidae. The record is from the annotation of a GenBank genome assembly.